Messenger RNA from Micromonas commoda, 558 nucleotides. RefSeq lists its product with no specific name. Lineage: Eukaryota; Viridiplantae; Chlorophyta; Mamiellophyceae; Mamiellales; Mamiellaceae. The transcript is spliced from 2 exons. The record is from RefSeq and is a predicted model, not a curated record. The coding region runs from base 1 to 558 and encodes 185 amino acids.
AUGAUCAAGCUAUUUUCCGCCAAGGACAAGCAAGAGAAGGAGGCCAAGGCGAAGGCCGCCUCCGGGGCGCAGGGGCCGAAACAGAGCCCCGGUGAGAUGCGCCUCGCGAAGGACAUCUCGGAGCUCACCUUGGGACCCACCGUGCAGAUCGAGUUUCCCGACGGGAAGGACAACCUGCUGCACUUCCUCGUCACCAUCAAGCCCGACGAGGGCUACUACAAGGGCGGCAAGUUCGUGUUCACCUUCAACGUGCCCGGCGUGUACCCGCACGAGCCGCCCAAGGUGAAGUGCACGCAGAAGGUGUAUCACCCCAACCUCGACUACGACGGCAACGUGUGCCUCAACAUCCUCCGAGAGGACUGGAAGCCGGUUCUGUCCAUCAGCUCGUGCAUCUACGGCCUGGUUCACCUGUUCAUGGACCCGAACCCAGACGACCCGCUGAACAAGGACGCGGCGAGAGACCUGACGGAGAACCAGCGCCAGUUUGAGCUGAACGUCAAGAGGUCGAUGCAAGGGGGGUACGUUGGGGGACAGUCGUUUUCCUGCGUGACGAGAUGA